UAGUUCAAUCGGGGAUUCGAUUCUCUUUGUAAUUCCCUCUAUCUCCCCCUUCUCCUACUUCGUACAAUAAUAAUAAUAAAAUCAUUAUUUUAAUAUAAUUCUCCCAAAAUAAAAUGCAGGCUUGCAAUCGGGGGGAAAACAAGUAAAAGAUUUUGAUCUUUAUUCUUAUGGAUGAUUAAAAUUCAAACAGGAGAGAUUAGUAUUAGGAGUUUUGGUCCGGAGAUGAGCGAAAUCGCGGGAGAAUUCUGACAUCAUCCUCGACGUCUUAGUUCAGUUCACUGGAGUUGACGAGCAUGGCCACUCCAUCCGAUAAUCCUCCCAACGUUAAUACCCAAAAUCCGGGUAUCUACCACUCACAACCAGCUGCUAAAGAUAAUCAUGAUCCCAAUCCUGAGGCUACAAGAGAGAACUCUCCAACUUCUGUAUUUGUAAACUCAGAACCAGUUCGGGAGGAGCAAGGAAAUGCUGUAAAGUUUCUUUCACAUCCAAGAGUUAGGGGAUCUCCGGUCAUGUAUAUGCGGUCUUUUCUUGAGAGGAAGGGGCUCACAAAGGAGGAGAUAGAUGAAACCUUUCGUCGAGUUCCGGAUCCCACUCGAACUGUUUCUACCACACAGCCAGUAGCUGCAAACGAAGAUGAGAAAGUGAAAUCUUUAUCAACUACUCAAGCACUGUUUGCAUCGCAAAAUCUGCAGUCUGCAUCAGCUCUACAGAGUAAUACCAUGAGAAAAAAGGGAUAUUUUUCUCAUUUCCAUUGGACUCAUGCGGUAAUGGCUGUAGGCAUAAUGGCUGCUUCAGGAGUUGGUACAGCUUUACUUCUCAAGUAUACUAUUAUACCCCUGCUUAAGUCCUGGAUUUGCAAGGUUGUAAUGGAAGAAGAAGAUGAAAAAGGCGCUGUAAAGGGAAGACCAAGUUUAGCGGAAGAAGCUGGUGUUGCUGCAAAAGCAGCAGCAGCUGCAGCUGCUGAUGUGGCCCGUGCAAGCCAGGAGAUGCUGGCAUCAAAAACUGGAGAGAAAAGGUACUUUGAGGAGCUAACAAACCUGUUAAACUACCAAGUACGAGAGAUGAAAUCAAUGAGUAGUGCCUUGCAAAAGCUCGAAGGGAAAAGUAGUACUUCUGGAAGAAUACCUGCCAUGGAACAAGAUGAUAGAAGAGUCUUGAUUUCCCAUUCUACAAUAAGCUAUGAUAUAAACGACCAACCACCAAAUCCUUACCAGCCUGUACCAAAUCCUCGUGUUGGUCCAAAGCCUAAACCUUGGGAAAUUGGCCAAAGUCAAAACAGUUCAAGGAAUUUCCUUCAAUCCCAAGGGAGUGGUGGUGAUGGCUUGAAUUAUGAGUAUCAAGACAAUCUGACUAAUGGAGACAGUUCAACGCCUUGGUGGCAACGCAAGAAUGUCAGAGUAACAGUAAUCGAAGCUGAGAACGAAGAGAAGUUUGGAUAUACUGCUGCACCAACUGAAGUACGGUCAGUUCAGCGAUCGUGGGUUCCUCCCCAACCACCUGCAGUUGCAAUGGCAGAAGCAGUUGCUGCCAUCCGACAACCUAAGAAGCCUUCGUUUCAGAAAGAAAAGCUGACCGAUGAUGAGCUGAUGGCUCAUUCCUCAGAAAUAUCAGAUGACUUGCAGAGGAUUACAAAAAUCUCCGAAUCAGGUGGUCUCACGAAAACUAAUGGUUCAAGUUUUGGGCAACAGUUGAGUGAGGCACUUAUUACAAAUGGUGACAAUGUCUUGAUCAGCUGAAGUAUCUCUUGUUGUACCUGUCCUAAGUUUGAUUUUUGGGUCUUGAGGUGGUUUAUCACAAUCUUGUUAGUACAUUUUAUCGAUGAACUCGAGUUUCUAAUGUUUCCUUUGUGCUUCUAGGUUGAAAUUUAGAAUUACACUAGUUAAAACUUGCUCUUAUGUGAAAAGAUAAUUGUUUAUACCAAAA
Molecule: messenger RNA, 1923 nt
Organism: Solanum dulcamara
Lineage: Eukaryota; Viridiplantae; Streptophyta; Magnoliopsida; Solanales; Solanaceae
Product: peroxisomal membrane protein PEX14
Biological process (GO): protein import into peroxisome matrix, docking
Cellular component (GO): peroxisomal membrane; peroxisomal importomer complex
Molecular function (GO): signaling receptor binding
Source: RefSeq, a predicted model, not a curated record